UCCGAGUGGCCGAAGGUCGGGAUAAACUACUGCAUGAACCUUCAAAUAAGAGUGUAGUUUGAAACCAGUUCUUCAAACGUAGUGAGCAGACACGUUCUAAAGAGGCUAACAACCAGAAGCCGCCGGUAGAAAGUAACAUUCUUAGACUCCAUUCUGUAUCGCUUCACCGAGGUCGCUUCUAGACAACUACACCAUGAAAGUGUUUGCCUCACUCACACUGCUGCUAUUGGUGGCAGUGGCAUGCAGUGCCAGGAUUCAUCAUCACGAGUUUCGCAACAAAACCAGCCAUGCAGCGGUACCCGACAUGCAGAUGACUGACUGGGUACUGGCUGCACAUGGCAGUACACGAAUGAGAGCUAAUGGCAAGGGAAAGGACUGGGAUACAAAGUUCCACCAGGCGAACUUCCACUACCCUACGUUCUCUGUUCCGUUCGGAGAAGGUCCUGUGUUGGCAGCCGGAGUCAAUCACAGAACAUCAGACAACCAUAUCCAUGUGCCAAUCCUCGGGGCAACCUCGUACCCAGGAAGUUCCGAGUUCCCAGCUGGCGGAGCCAACCGCAGGUGGACCCCACCAAUGAUCUGGGAGAUUGACGGCAACACGGGAAAGACUGUUCGUAUUUAUGACCUGAGCGAGUACUCAGCCUGUUUCAACUCUGUCGUUCGUUACACCAACGAUGGCUACCCGUUCAUUGCACUGUAUGCGGGUAAAACAGGAAAGGGAUCUACACCCAUCGCACUCCUGGACGCUGAGUCUGACAAAGUGCUGGAUGUGUACUCUGACGAUAGCACUGAACCUAUGCUGCUGCAGAUUACAAACACCGAGCCACAGCAGAUCAUCUGGGCUGCACUUGACGCCAAUGCUGGGGUCAGUCUUACCAGACAUGAAGUUGAUGCAAGCAGUUACGUCAGGACAUCGGACACGUCGACAAUCAUCUUCGGCGCUGAUGGUCAGACGAUUUAUAACAACGGCUUCUUCAAUCACGCCACAGGCAUCUUCAAGUUUGCCCUGCCUCUCACAUCUCAUCUGAAGCAGGACUAUUUCGUGUCCGGUUGCAACACAAGACCAUGGGUGAUGGCGUCGGAUACGAAGGGAAACGCAUUCGCAUUGUGCGGAAACCUGAACGCCUAUGACGCCAACGGCAAACAGAAAUGGUCUGUGUCGGGGUCGGGCUAUCCGACAUUUCUGGUUCUGAGCGACGCGGAGGAUGUAUUGUUUGCCGGCAACGGCCAAUACAUCAAGGGUCUGAGCCCGGAGUCUGGCGAAGUGCUGUGGAGCAUCGCUGCUAGUGAGUUUGGUGGCAGCAUCCCUGUGUCCGCUCAGCCCUGGGCACCACGUUAUCCCAUACCACUACCCACUGGUAACCUCGCUGUUCUGGUCGUCAAUGGCGGAGUACACUCCAUUGCUCUGCUCGAUGCUCACACCGGUAAGAUCGUCAAGGGUGGUGUGACCUUUGACUUUGCACCACAGAUGCUGACCGCCGAUAACUCCAACAAUGUGUACGCUUUUGGCAACGAAGACGGUUACCUGAAGGUGCAGCGGAAGUCUCUGGGUGAAUCAUAACUCCAGAGGCCGACGUCCUGUUGGCAAAUUCGUAUGACAAGUCGAAUUACCGCUACUGUAUCUGUUGCUUGGCCAUUUACAAAUAUUGUACUCCGCACGUAGCACAAAAUGUGACGGUACUUUGAAACUACUUUCUACAUCUCUAGUUUGUCUUAUUUUAGCACUCAACGCAAACAUUGACCAUACUGUAUUAGGAACCUUUACCGGCACAUAUUGUUAAGGUUACGUGCGUGCUGAAUGUCUGUGUGUCGCGCACUGGAAUUGCAAUCCUUACCACAUGUGAUCUCCUGAGCCCAGUUCUGGCAUCUUUGCCAUUGGACACCCUGCCGGUGUGACCACUAA
Molecule: messenger RNA, 1903 nt
Organism: Sycon ciliatum
Lineage: Eukaryota; Metazoa; Porifera; Calcarea; Leucosolenida; Sycettidae
Exons: 2
Coding region: 194-1561 (455 amino acids)
Molecular function (GO): protein binding
Source: RefSeq, a predicted model, not a curated record